Spirometra erinaceieuropaei is the source of this 603-nucleotide messenger RNA. The record is from the annotation of a GenBank genome assembly. Lineage: Eukaryota; Metazoa; Platyhelminthes; Cestoda; Diphyllobothriidea; Diphyllobothriidae.
AUGUCUAAAUCCCCCGAGGGGGAGGAGGAUAACCGAAAGGGCACCUCGGGCACCAGAUCUCUUGUUGCCCGCCAAGCGCCAUGUCCGGCAGGCGGGCAGGAUGGUAUUGGAGCCUUCCAGCAGGGAACCAUGAACGCAGUCAUUAACACAUCUGUCGCCGUGGCCAAAAUUAAGCCGCGAAAGUCAGGCUUUGGCGAACAGCAACGCAUUACUAUCAUGUUAAUCGCCAUCGUGGUGGCGUUCCUUCUUCUUCAGAUGCCCAGCACCGUCCUCAACAUUCUCGGCAGUCUCAUAGACAUUGACUCGCGUAGAAAAGACUUGCAGUUCGCCUCCAUGUUAAUUAUUUUUUCUAACAUCUCGAACGUUCUUCUCUUCUUUAAUGCCACCAUGAAUUUCGUGUUUUACUCCCUAUUUUCGCUGAAAUUUCGCACUACCUGUAAGGCCCUAUUCCAGGGUUCAAAGUGCAGGGCGGAGUUCUACUCAUUACAAUCAAAGAUGAACAGCACUUUCAAAAGGAGUUACUCUGCAGCGCCGAGGACAGGAAGUAAGAGUGAUCGGACAGCUGCCGUUGAGAUACCACCGCUGGAACAUUGUCCUACCUGA